UAACACCCACAAGUCUGAAACACCCUUACAACCUCCCCGAUUAUUCUAUUCAAUUCUCAUUUCGAUUCGAUACGAUUAAGUAAAAACAUAAAUUAAAACAAAGAAAAAAGAAAAGAAAAUAGAGGGUCCGGAGCCGAAGCUCGGGCCCCAGCAGCACCACAACUUCAGCCAACAGCGAUCACUAAUCAUCAUCAUCACCAUUAACGGGUUUCUUUUGUUUUUUCUUUUCCCUCUAAUUGAAUCGAUUUUUCGAAAGUGAGAGCAAGCAGGGAGGACGAAGCAGCAGAUCAAAUCAAAGGCUUGCUUGCUACUGCUGCUGCUUCUGGGUUCGGGUUUGGUUUUGAUCUGGUUUCGGUUUGAUGGGUUCGAAGCCAUGGCUGUACCCGGCUCCGACCUAUCGUACUCUCGAGACCUAUUGGGAUACCGACGACGACGGCCCUGGUCCACGCUGCGGCCACACCCUCACCGCCGUCGCUGCCACCAAGACCCAUGGCCCACGCCUCAUACUAUUUGGUGGUGCCACCGCCAUUGAAGGCGGCGCCGCCUCCUCCGCCCCUGGCAUUAGGUUAGCGGGGGUGACCAAUUCGGUUCAUUCCUAUGAUGUUCUCACCAGGAAGUGGACUAGAAUGAGACCUGCAGGUGAGCCACCGUCUCCCAGGGCAGCUCACGCGGCAGCUGCGGUGGGCACUAUGGUUGUUUUUCAGGGUGGCAUAGGUCCUGCUGGGCAUUCUACAGACGAUCUCUACGUGCUUGAUUUAACCAACGAUAAGUUUAAAUGGCACAGAGUGGUUGUACAAGGACAAGGACCUGGGCCUCGCUAUGGCCAUGUAAUGGACUUAGUUGCUCAAAGAUAUCUUGUUACUGUCAGUGGAAACGAUGGAAAAAGAGUUCUUUCUGAUGCAUGGGCUCUGGAUACUGCCCAGAAACCUUAUGCAUGGGCAAGGCUGAACCCAGAAGGUGACAGACCUUCUGCUAGAAUGUAUGCAACAGCCAGUGCCCGCUCAGAUGGCAUGUUUUUGCUUUGUGGUGGAAGGGAUAUUUCUGGAGCGCCACUAGCAGAUGCCUAUGGACUGCUCAUGCAUAGGAAUGGUCAGUGGGAGUGGACCCUUGCACCUGGCGUGUCCCCUUCACCAAGGUAUCAACAUGCUGCGGUUUUUGUUGGUGCAAGAUUACAUGUCACAGGAGGUGCUCUUAGGGGAGGACGUGGUAUAGAAGGUGAAGGAGCUAUUGCAGUAUUGGACACUGCUGCCGGAGUUUGGCUAGACAGAAAUGGGCUUGUGACUUCCUCACGGACAGGAAAGGGACAGAAUGACUAUGAUCCUCCUUUGGAGCUUAUGCGUCGUUGUCGCCACGCUGCUGCAUCUCUUGGUGUUCGUAUAUAUAUUUAUGGAGGUCUUAAGGGAGACAUCCUGUUAGAUGACUUCCUGGUUGCAGAAAAUUCAUCAUUUCAAUCUGAAAUUGGUUCGCCUGUUUUAACAUCUGAGAGAUCGCCAACUGUAACAAGUCCCAGACCGUUUCACGCUAACACAAGUACUUUUGGAACAUCACCAUCUUCGGAUGGCGAACCUGAGAGUCCCUCAUCCAGUGGUUUGAGCAUGGACAAAAAUUCUAUGGAGAAACUACGGGAGGCUUCUGCAGCUGAAGCUGAGGCAGCUAGUGCUGUUUGGCAAGCUGUGCAGGCAACAUCUGCCACUCCUGCUGAAGAAACUUCUGUUUCAGAUGAUAACUCACACGUUGCAGAAACAUUGUCCGAUGGUAGUGACACUGAGGCAGAUGUUCGCCUUCAUCACCGAGCUGUUGUCGUUGCCAAAGAGGUUGUAGGUAACCUGGGUGGGAUGGUAAGACAGUUGUCUUUGGAUCAAUUUGAAAAUGAGAGUAGACGAAUGAUUCCAAUGAAUAACGACUUAUCACAUCCUAACAAAAAGUUCACCAGGCAGAAGUCUCCACAGGGCCUACAUAAGAAGAUUAUAUCUACAUUGCUGAGGCCUCGGAACUGGAAAGCUCCUGUGAAUAGGAAGUUUUUCUUGGAUUCUUAUGAAGUGGGAGAACUUUGUUAUGCUGCUGAGCAGAUCUUUAUGCAGGAGCCAACAGUUCUUCAGCUGAAAGCCCCUGUUAAAGUAUUUGGCGAUCUUCAUGGACAGUUUGGUGAUUUAAUGCGCUUAUUUGAUGAAUAUGGAUUUCCAUCUGCUGCGGGAGACAUAACGUAUAUUGACUACUUGUUUUUGGGGGAUUAUGUUGAUCGAGGGCAGCACAGCUUGGAGACCAUAACUUUGCUCCUUGCACUUAAGAUUGAGUAUCCUGACAAUGUUCACUUAAUACGUGGAAACCAUGAGGCAGCUGAUAUCAAUGCACUUUUUGGUUUUCGUAUUGAAUGCAUUGAGAGAAUGGGAGAGAAUGACGGAAUAUGGGCAUGGACACGGUUCAAUCAACUUUUCAACUAUCUCCCACUUGCUGCACUAAUUGAAAAGAAAAUUAUUUGUAUGCAUGGAGGCAUUGGAAGAUCUAUAACUUCAGUAGAACAGAUCGAGAAGCUUGAAAGACCCAUUACAAUGGAUGCUGGGUCUAUAAUCUUAAUGGAUCUGCUGUGGUCUGAUCCUACAGAAAACGAUAGUGUAGAGGGCUUGAGACCAAAUGCCAGAGGGCCUGGCCUUGUCACAUUCGGGCCUGAUCGUGUCACGGAUUUUUGCAAGAGAAACAAAUUACAACUUAUUAUAAGAGCUCAUGAAUGUGUUAUGGAUGGGUUUGAAAGAUUUGCCCAGGGACAAUUGAUCACCCUGUUUUCUGCAACUAACUAUUGUGGGACGGCAAACAAUGCUGGUGCUAUACUGGUUGUUGGCAGAGGCUUGGUUGUGGUUCCAAAAUUAAUUCAUCCUUUGCCACCUCCUCUUCAGUCACCAGAGACAUCUCCGGAACGGGUCAUAGAGGACACAUGGAUGCAGGAGCUAAACAUUCAAAGACCGCCAACUCCUACACGUGGCCGACCACAGCCUGAUCUUGAUCGGAACUCACUUGCAUAUAUAUAGCUGAUAGACUUCUGUAUUUUACAAUUAGCGAAUGUGACAAUCCACAUUUCGCUUGAGGCCUGAUGCUUUCCCAGUUUCCACAUUGUGUGGAUUUGUUUUCCUCAACGCAGCGUGUUCUUGUUAUAUUUGGAAGUUAGAGUUGCAGAAGUUGAAGCCUUGUCUAUUCAGUGUACACAGCCUGGUAAUGCUAGAAACUUAGAUGUUAGGGACUGAAUAAUUACCGUUUCUCGUAAUUGAGUUUGUAAUAUAUGUACAACAACGUAGUCUUGCGGAAGAAAUGUAGAAGGUUUUUUUUUGGUCUUA
Prunus avium (sweet cherry) is the source of this 3326-nucleotide messenger RNA. RefSeq names its product BRI1 suppressor 1 (BSU1)-like 1 (gene BSL1). Lineage: Eukaryota; Viridiplantae; Streptophyta; Magnoliopsida; Rosales; Rosaceae. Gene Ontology annotation, biological process: brassinosteroid mediated signaling pathway. The record is from RefSeq and is a predicted model, not a curated record. Gene Ontology annotation, molecular function: phosphoprotein phosphatase activity; protein binding.